CCACGCUAGUCACCAGCAUGCUGUACUCCGCAGACCUAUACCUUCCUUUCUCUCGGGCAUAUGUCUAGAGGUGGACCUGCCGGACCAAAUGCGGAGGAGGUUUUCACUGAUCAGGGAAUGGCGGCUCACAUAACCCAGAGCCGGCUCAAAGCCAAGGGUGUGGGCCAGUACCACAACGCCCAGAACUUCAACAACCAGAGCUUUGAGGACCUGCAAGCAGCCUGUCUGAGGAAGGGAGAGCUGUUCGAGGAUUCCUUUUUCCCUGCCGAACCCAGGUCCCUGGGCUUCAAGGAUCUGGGUCCCAACUCCAAAAGUGUGCAGAACAUCUCCUGGCAGAGGCCCACUCAAAUCUCAAGAAAUCCUUACUUCAUUAUGAACGAGGUCAGUCCAACAGACAUCUGCCAGGGCGUACUUGGGGACUGCUGGCUGCUGGCUGCCAUUGGCUCGCUCACCACAUGCCCCAAACUUCUGUACCGUGUGGUACCCCGGGGCCAGAGCUUCCGGAAAAACUAUGCAGGCAUUUUCCAUUUUCAGAUUUGGCAGUUUGGACAGUGGAUGGACGUGGUUGUGGAUGACCGGCUGCCCACAAAGAACGGCAAGCUGGUGUUCGUGCACUCAGCAGAGCGUGCCGAGUUCUGGAGUGCCCUACUGGAGAAGGCCUAUGCCAAGCUGAGUGGGUCCUAUGAAGCCCUGUCAGGAGGCAACACAGUAGAAGGCUUUGAAGACUUCACAGGGGGCGUGACCUAUAGCCUCCAACUCCAGAAGCCCCCUCGGAACCUGCUGAGGAUUCUUAGGAAGGCCGUAGAGCGAUCCUCCCUCAUGGGCUGCUGCAUCGAAGUCACCAGCGAAAGUGACCUGGAGACCAUGACCCAGAGGAUGCUGGUGAGAGGACACGCCUACUCCGUGACCAGCCUCCAGGAUGUCUUCUAUGGAGGCCAGACGCAAACACUGCUUCGGGUCCGGAAUCCCUGGGGCCGGGUCGAGUGGAAUGGAGCCUGGAGUGACAACGCCAGCGAGUGGGACAAGGUGGCCCCAGAAACCCGGAAACAGCUGCUGCGGAAGAAGGAGGAUGGGGAGUUCUGGAUGUCCUACCAAGACUUCCUGGACAACUUCACCCUCCUGGAGAUCUGUAACCUGAUGCCUGACACGUUCUCUCUGGUGGACCAGGCCUGCUGGCACACCACCUUCUAUGAGGGCGGCUGGCGGAGGGGCAGCACUGCGGGGGGCUGCAGGAACCACCUCGACACAUUCUGGACCAACCCCCAGUUUAGGAUCUUUCUUUCCGAGGAGGACGACGACCCCGAGGAUGAGGAAGCUGUCUGCACCUGCCUGGUGGCCCUGAUGCAGAAGAACUGGCGACGGGCACGGUCCCACGGUGCCCAGCUGCAGACCAUUGGCUUUGUCCUCUACACGGUCCCAAAGGAGGUACAGAAGACGUGGGGCUCGAUUCGGGGCAGGCACUGCCCCAUCUCUGGCUGCAUGUGGACGGGCAAGGGGUGGAAUUCAGCCAAGGCUCUCAGCCAGGGCUACUGGUUUCAGAACAUCCAGGAUACUUACUUGAAGAAGGACUUCUUCAUAAAGUACCAGGACCAUGGCUUCUCAGAGAUCUUCACUAACUCGAGGGAGGUGAGCAGCCAUCUCCGGCUGCCUCCCGGGGAAUAUGUCAUCGUCCCUUCCACCUUCGAGCCACACAAGGACGCCGACUUCCUGCUACGGGUCUUCACAGAGAAGCACAGCGAGUCCUGGGAACUGGAUGAAGCCAACUAUGCUGAGCUACUCCAAGAGGAGAAGUUCUGUGAGAAUGACAUAGACCAAGACUUCGUACGAUUGUUUGAGAUAGUGGCAGGAGGAGAGGACAAGGAGAUAGGCAUGUAUGACCUACAGAAGCUGCUCAACAAGAUGGUCACCAAACUCAGAAACUUCAAGACCCAGGGCUUUGGCCUGGAUGUGUGCCGCUGUAUGGUCAAUCUCAUGGAUAAAGAUGGCUCUGGCAAGCUGGGGCUUCUGGAGUUCCAGAUCCUGUGGAGAAAAAUCAAGAAAUGGACGGACAUCUUCCGAGAGUGUGAUGAGGACAACUCAGGCAGCUUGAACUCCUAUGAGAUGCGUUUGGCAAUUGAGAAAGCAGGCAUCAAGCUGAAUAACAAGGUGACGCAGGUCCUGGUGGCCAGAUAUGCAAAUGAGGACAUGAUGGUGGAUUUUGACAGCUUCAUCAGCUGCUUCCUGAGGCUGAAGGCCAUGUUCACAUACUUUCUAUCCAUGGACCCCAAGAAUACUGGCUACAUUCACUUGAAUCUGAACCAGUGGCUGCAGACCACCAUGUGGGGAUAGAUGAGCCACCAAAAACCUGGCUCCCACCACCACCGUUGCGGGGCUCCGGGCUCAGGGGCAGGGGAUUCCCUGCUGCUCUGGGCUCUUCAUUCCCUGCCUGGAAUGAGCUCCAGGUAGCGGCACCUGGGCCCCAGGCACCAGGCUUAACUCCAGCACCAGGCCUUCCAUGGGCCACCCUCCCAGCCCAGAAUGUUUCUCUUUAUUCCCAGCCAGCUUCUGGUGGCUGGAUUUCCCUGAGUCUCUCUCCCUCUCUGAGUAUAUUCUAUUGAAGUUUAAGUGUCACUUCCCCAAUGGCUGUGGAGGCUCUCCACACCUUCCUGCUCACACUUACCUGCUGCUUAUCCCUCCAGGCCCCUCCUUCUCUUCUCUCCCUCCCUUGGGGGCAUUAUGAUAAUAAACAGCCCAUGCUACUGGC
Messenger RNA from Suricata suricatta (meerkat), 2743 nucleotides. RefSeq names its product calpain 11 (gene CAPN11). The record is from RefSeq and is a predicted model, not a curated record. Bases 61 to 2328 code for a protein of 755 amino acids. NCBI's taxonomy places the organism in Eukaryota, Metazoa, Chordata, Mammalia, Carnivora, Herpestidae. Gene Ontology annotation, molecular function: calcium-dependent cysteine-type endopeptidase activity; calcium ion binding. Gene Ontology annotation, biological process: proteolysis. The transcript has 23 exons. Gene Ontology annotation, cellular component: cytoplasm.